AUGAUUAAUAAAUGCCUCAAAUAUUUUUAUAUAAAGUAACACACUCUUAUUUCGAUUGAAGGCAACAUAGGAUCAGGGAAAAGUACACUCCUCAAGUUGAUGUAGCAGAAAUACCCUUAAAUGCAUUACUUACCAGAACCAGUUAAUGAAUGGUAACAAAUUAAUGGAAAUCCUAAACUGAAUUUACUUGGAUCUUUUUAUCAGGAUCCUCAUCGCUGGGCAUACACUAUGCAAAAUUAUGCUUUCUAUAGUAGAUUGAAGCAUUGGAAAACUGUUAUGGCUUAUUUGAAUCAAUCAAUUAUUUUGAGUGAAAGGAGUAUCUAAGCAGAUAAAGAGAUCUUUGCAAAAAAUGGUUACAUCAAUGGAUUAAUGAAUGAGAUGGAAUUUGCAAUCUAUGAAUAAUUCUAUGAUUGGUUGGUCCAAGAAGUUUUUGGAAAAUAGAUAGCUAAAUAAUUGAUAGUCUAUCUUUAAGUGAAUCCUAAUGUUUGUUUAGAGAGAAUGCUCAAAAGAUCUAGAGAUGAAGAAAAAAAUUCAAUUUCCAAAGAUUACUUGGUUUAGAUUCAUCAAAGACAUGAGGAAUGGCUAAUAAAUGCAAAAGAUUAGAAUUAGAAAGUUCUAAUUUUAAAUGGAGAUAAAGAAUUUGAAGGUGAUCUCAAAUAAUAGCAAAUUAUGUUCGAUUAAAUAAAUCAAUUCUUUUCUGGAUUAGUCUGAUUAAAUUUAUAAAUAUAUUGAUGCUAUUAUAUUAGUUUUAAUUAAUUUU
Molecule: messenger RNA, 760 nt
Organism: Paramecium tetraurelia
Lineage: Eukaryota; Ciliophora; Oligohymenophorea; Peniculida; Parameciidae
Exons: 3
Biological process (GO): nucleobase-containing compound metabolic process
Cellular component (GO): cytoplasm
Molecular function (GO): deoxynucleoside kinase activity; ATP binding
Source: RefSeq, a predicted model, not a curated record